This is a messenger RNA of Orycteropus afer afer, 2571 nucleotides long. It is a transcript of the gene MNMIP1, whose product is annotated as SH3 domain containing 21. The record is from RefSeq and is a predicted model, not a curated record. NCBI's taxonomy places the organism in Eukaryota, Metazoa, Chordata, Mammalia, Tubulidentata, Orycteropodidae. The transcript is spliced from 16 exons. Bases 1 to 2571 code for a protein of 856 amino acids. Gene Ontology annotation, molecular function: protein binding.
AUGGGUCUGGCCCCACCACCUGGAACCCGACCUAUCGACUUGAGUCUCCACCGCCUCUGCUUCACAACCUCGCAGCCCGUCUCUACCCGGGCCCAGUACUCAGCCACCAGCGGGACUGCGCUGCCCUAUCUUGCCAGCUCCACAGGGCACCCCGGAAUUCAUGGGUAUGUGCGGAAAGAUUUGAGUGGUUCCUCCUUGCAACCAUGUGGACGGACAUACAGCAAAAACCCACCACCACCCAUCUUGUCCACGUUCCUCUACCCGGUGCUCGGGUCUCCUGGUGGCGCGCUCUGGCGAGUCCGACAAGACUGGACUAAGCUGAGCCGCGCGCCUUCGCCUUGUCCUCCGCCCGCAGAGGUCCUGGUCCUGUACGGAUACCGUGCGCAGAAGGAGGACGAGUUGAGCCUGGUGCCCGGGGACGUGGUCCGGCAGGUGCGCCAGGGGCCUGUACGGGGCUGGCUACGAGGAGAACUGGGGGGCCGCUGCGGCCUCUUUCCCGAACGCCGGGUGCAGGAGAUUCCGGAGAAUCUACGGGGCACCGCAGAGGGGCAAAGGCCGCGCUGCGCGCGCCGUCGAGGCCACGCGGCUAAAUUUCCGGGUCCCCAAAGAUGGUGGUGCAAAGUGAACUUCAGCUACAGCCCGGAGCAGGCGGACGAGCUGAAGCUCGAAGCUGGGGAGAUGGUGGAAGUGUUAAAGGAGAUUGAGGACGGCUGGUGGCUGGGGCAGAAGAAUGGGCAGCUGGGAGCCUUCCCAUCCAACUUUGUGGAGUUGCUGGACAGUGGGCCCCCAAGCGUUGAUAUCCCAGACAUGCCUUCAGUCAGCUCUUGUCCCCAGCGGCCUCCCAAGCUGAGCUGCCUAACCUAUGAUAGCCCUCCAGAUUACCUUCGGACAGUUUCCCACCCUGAGACCUACAGGGUCCUGUUUGACUACCAGCCUGAGGCCCCAGACGAAUUGGAGCUGCGGAGGGGGGACGUGGUGAAAGUACUGAGGAAGACCACAGAAGAUAAGGGCUGGUGGGAAGGAGAGUCUCAAGGCAGGAGGGGAGUUUUCCCAGACAACUUCGUGCUCCCACCACCCCCAAUCAAGAAGCUGGUCCCACGGAAAGUGGUAUCUCGGGAAUCAGCUCCUGUUAAAGAACCAAAAAAGAUGAUGCCAAAAACAGCCCUCCCUGCUGUCAAGAAGCUGGUGACAGUCCCCACUGGUCCAAGCAAAGCCAAGCCAUCCUGGACAUCCAGCAGGGAAAAUCAGAAGCGCCCUUCCCGUGACUCAGGCUCCAGUAGCAGAGUCCUUGAUGGGGUUCCCGGCCACCCUGGUAAAAAGCAAUCCAGAUCCAAAACUCAGGUUCCCCAGCAGCGUUCUGCACCCAGUCAGGAGGAAGAGCAGAGCAGCCGGGCAAAGGCCCCUUCUAUGAAUAAAAGCCCCGCUCUGGACCAGAUUCCCAAACCAGAGAAGACCCUACCAGAUAAGGCCGCCACCCCAAAGAAGACCCCAACUCUGAACAAGGGCCCCACUCCAGAAAAGACCCUGACUCCAAAUAAGGCCCCUCCCCCAGAGAAGACCCCAACUUUGAGCAAGGCCUCCACUCCAGAAAAGAGCCUGACUCUAGAUAGGGUCCCCAGCCUAGAGAAGGCACCAACCCUAGACAAGACUCCCACCCCAGAGAACACCCCAACUCUGGAUAAGACCCCUACUGCAGAAAAGACCCCAACUCCUGACAGAGUUUCUACCCCAGAGAUGGUCUUUUUUAUGGAUAAGGACGGUGCCCCAGAAGUCCCAGCUGAGGAUGAAGCCCCUGACCCAAAGACGGCCCCUUCUGGGGAUGAAGCCCCCAUUCCAGACAAGAUCUUGACCCAGGGGCAGGUGUUCUCUGAAGCAGCACCCUGCACCAGACCCAACACCGAAUUCCACCCCUUGUCCCUGGAGGAAGGCCUGCAGAAGGCAGUCAAGGAGGCUCGGUCCCAAGAAGAGGGCCCGGUGCCACUGGAGCCCCUGCCACAGCCUUCCUGCCCGGGCCCAGUGAAGGCCCGCCUCUGUGAGAAAGACGGCACUCCACCGAGGCCUGGGCUGGAGCUGGGCUCCAAGCCCACCCCCGACAAGGCCCACCCGCCCAAAGAGGCCACAGUACUGCUACAGGAGACACUUGGGGAAGAUGAGGCCACCCGGAAGGAGACAGUCCCUAAAGAGGAGGUACCCUACAAAGAAUUAACACCCCCCAAAAAGGAAGCGUCUCCCCAAGAGGAGGUGCCCCCCAAGGUAGCCUCUGCCCGUGAGAAACCACAUCCCACAACCCCAGGCCCCCAAGAAACUCAUUCCCUCCAUUCCCUGGUACAACAAAAUCCCACACAAAGUCAGGAUGACAGAGUCGACCUGGUGAAGCUAAAGGAGGAGGUGGAGUCUCUGAGGAGGUCGCUAGAACUGAUGGGAGUACAGUUGGAAAGGAAGCUGACCGGCAUCUGGGAGGAAUUGAAGAAGGAGAAGGAGCAGCGCCAGUUGCUGGAGGUUCAGAUGAUUCAGAGGACCCAGGAGUCCCCGACCCGGGAGUCCGUCCACUCGCAGACUCAGACGUACUGA